Messenger RNA from Kickxella alabastrina, 1077 nucleotides. RefSeq lists its product as uncharacterized. The transcript is spliced from 2 exons. Gene Ontology annotation, molecular function: nucleic acid binding. Lineage: Eukaryota; Fungi; Kickxellomycota; Kickxellomycetes; Kickxellales; Kickxellaceae. The record is from RefSeq and is a predicted model, not a curated record. The coding region runs from base 1 to 1077 and encodes 358 amino acids.
AUGAUAAUGGCCAACGGACUUGACGAAUUUCCAUAUUCAUUCAUCGAGUUCAACACAUCUAUCGAUGCCACCAGUGCUCGCAACAAAAUGCACCAUGCGCUUGUUCGUGGACAACGUCUGGAAGUGCACUUUGAUUCCAGAAUACCACCCCAAUUCCGCCCCCACCUCGAUGAUCUUAAGGAUUUCGUAGAGCCGUCUCGCACUCCUCCUCACCAAUCGCGAAUUUCGCUGCCUCAACAAGUGAGAAGAUCAAGCCAAGAAAGCAUCGGCAACGAAUCAGUCGCCGCCGGGCCGAGUCCGCAAUCAUCCCCGGACCGCGCUGAAUUCCGCCGCCCCACAUACCCGAUUGACCGCCGCCCAACCACAGAAUCGCAUAAAUUUGCUGGGGGGCCUCCAGAAUCCCGCGGUCGCUACGAGUCCGGCGGUUACCAAGGCUCCAGUGAGCGUCGUUGGCUUUCUAGCACCCAUGAACGCGCAACAAGUGGGCCUACACGCCACCAACGGCCUUACUCCCGUGACAGGGCAACAUUAAGCGGUGGCCCCACGCACUACCAAAAAAGACCGUACACUCGCGAAAAACCAACAUAUCGGCCAAGCGAGUACCAACGCAAUGGCCCUCCUUCUCAGUACGGCCACCCACGCAACAGCCGUAACGCCCCUCCUACGGCACGCCAAUUGUACCGCGAAGACUACCCUGCUCGUGAACGGCGUUAUGAAGAGGAAGACCACCAAGUAUCCUACAAUGACUACCCUAAAGAACGCAGUCACUCACCGGAAUACCGUCGUCGCGGAGAAGAAGAACACCGCAGACCCGAAAGUCCUGAAAGUGGCAAUGGGUACCAGAGUGGUGAAGAAUAUGGUAAUAUGACACCACCCAGAGACAAAGAAAGAUCACCUUCUGUGUCACCAAAGGUUGAAAGAGUCAAUUCACAAACCAGCACAGACUUAUAUAAAGACGGUGGCAAAUGGCAGAACAGCAACAACAGCAGCCCAAGAGAUGCCAAAAAAAGGGACGACCAUAAUGAUGACACGUUAUUCAUUUCUCCCGAAGUCCGUCCCAGAAGCGAUAUAGAAUAA